Messenger RNA from Phymastichus coffea, 1579 nucleotides. Its product is annotated as lysosomal acid glucosylceramidase-like. NCBI's taxonomy places the organism in Eukaryota, Metazoa, Arthropoda, Insecta, Hymenoptera, Eulophidae. The record is from RefSeq and is a predicted model, not a curated record. The transcript is spliced from 7 exons. Gene Ontology annotation, molecular function: glucosylceramidase activity. Gene Ontology annotation, biological process: glucosylceramide catabolic process. The coding region runs from base 62 to 1579 and encodes 505 amino acids.
AGUCAUCUAAUACUGUUGGAAGUGCACGAUAAUACUUUUAUAAAAGUAGCUUCACCAAGCAAUGUUUCUAUUAAUAUUUUUAAUAACGACGAUUUGGAGUAUUCCAGCUUCAGCACAGAAAUGCGAUCCACUUGAUUUUGGAAAAGGAAGUGUAGUAUGUCAAUGUAACUCUACAUACUGUGACUAUUAUCCUGAUCCUUCUCCUCCAAAUAAAGGAGAAUUUAUUUUGUACACUUCAAGCAAAGGUGGAAAACGACUUGAACGAUAUGACGGCAGAAUUUCAAACGACCUUGGAAACGGUUAUAAAAUUAAAAUUAAUGUGAAAAAAGAAUAUCAAAAAAUUGAAGGAUUCGGAGGAGCAUUUACGGAUGCCGCAUUAAUAAAUAUAAAAUCACUCAGUUCAAGUACCCAAGAUCAUUUGAUGCGAUCUUAUUUCACUUCUAAUGGAAGUAAUUACAACCUUGGUCGUGUACCUAUCGCUGGAAGUGAUUUUUCUACAAGAGGUUACACGUAUGACGAUACAGAGGGAGAUACAGCUUUAAAAAAUUUUACAUUAGCUAAAGAAGAUAUUGAAUUGAAAAUUCCAUUAAUGAAAGAAGCUUUAAAAUUGAAUCAAGAAUUAAGAUUUCUAUCAGCUUCAUGGACUGCUCCGCCAUGGAUGAAAAACCGAUAUUCAUACAAUGGAUUUAGUUACUUGCAAGAAAAAUAUUAUCAAAUCUAUGCAAAAUAUAUAGUAAAGUUUCUGGAAGAAUAUAAAAAAAAUGGUUUAGAUAUAUGGGCUGUGUCAACGGGAAAUGAACCUUUUACCUCAUUACUUCCUAUAAGUAAGAUUAAUUCUAUGUUUUGGUCAUCUGGUACUGCCUCAAAAUGGGUCAUAAAUAAUUUAGGCCCUACAUUAGAAAAAUCAAAUAGUAAUGCUACAGUUAUACUAAUGCUAGAUGAUCAAAGAAUGUCAUUGCCUUGGUAUGUGAUUGAUGUAAAGACGCGACACAGUGAAGCUUUGAAAUACAUCAAAGGGAUUGCUGUUCAUUGGUAUACUGACGAUUUUAUUCCUGCUAAAGUCCUCAGUUUAACUCAUGAUAUUGUUCCUGAAAAAUUUAUUUUGAUGACAGAAGCUUGCCUUGGUGAUCGUCCGUGGGAAAAUCCAAAAGUUAUUUUAGGAUCAUGGUCACGAGCAGAACGUUUGAUUGCAAAAUUAUUUGAAAAUUUGAAUCACUGGGUUGUGGGAUGGGUAGACUGGAAUCUUGCUUUAGAUACUAAUGGUGGUCCCAAUUGGGUUAAAAAUUAUGUAGAUGCACCAAUAAUUGUUGACGCUGGGAAAGAUGUAUUUUACAAACAACCACUGUAUUAUGCUAUGAUUCAUUUUAGUAAAUUCAUACCACGAAAUUCAAUUAACGUAAAGUCUGAAAGUAACAACAGAAAUAUUUUAUCAAUAGCAUUCAAAACUAAUAAUGGUCAUAAAACUGUUCUCUUAUAUAAUAGAAGUAAUAAGAAAAUGAAUGUAUCUGUGAUUGAUGACGAAAUCGGCAACAUAAACAUUGAACUACCAGAAUAUUCACUCCAUACUAUUUUAUAUUAA